UCAAAAUGAAGAUUCACAUUUAUUGGAUUGUAGCACUUGUCGUUGCAGAUCGAAUUCGGGGUGAAAAUCCAAAUAAAAAAAUUGAGUUUCCCUCAAAAAUCAGUUCAGGGACUGGAGCAACUGAAUCCCUGAAUGAUGCGGCCGUACGGCGAGUGUUGUCCGCAAUAACGAAUAGAAAGUUUCCAGAUGAUGAUGGCAAUUUGUUGGAAUUAAUGAAGAACGGAGUCAUUGAUGCGGCAAGACUAAUUAAAGGAAACCCAAAAGCUUCAUUUCAAGCUGCCCAUAAAAAAGCUCAAGAUCUGGUAUCCAACAUAACUGCGUCCUACACUCAGGCUAUCUUCAAAUCCAAAUCUCCAGCAGAGGCCAAACAAACUCUCCAUCGGUUCCAAAAACUCAUUAAAAAAAUUGUUGACUUCACGAAAUCCGGAGUAUUUCUACCAUAACGAUAUCUCGACAUUUAAUUAUAUACGUCUCAUAUCUGAAAACGCGAAAGUCUCUCGGCAUUUAAUUUUCAAAAUAAUUUACACAUUGUAAACAAUUAAUUCUGUGUUUAAAAUAAAACUACAGACAAAUGCGUAAGAAAAAAAUGUCUAUACAU
This is a messenger RNA of Fopius arisanus, 598 nucleotides long. RefSeq lists its product as uncharacterized. The transcript is spliced from 2 exons. The coding region runs from base 6 to 443 and encodes 145 amino acids. The record is from RefSeq and is a predicted model, not a curated record. NCBI's taxonomy places the organism in Eukaryota, Metazoa, Arthropoda, Insecta, Hymenoptera, Braconidae.